Hypanus sabinus (Atlantic stingray) is the source of this 6529-nucleotide messenger RNA. It is a transcript of the gene stk3, whose product is annotated as serine/threonine kinase 3 (STE20 homolog, yeast). The coding region runs from base 132 to 1595 and encodes 487 amino acids. Lineage: Eukaryota; Metazoa; Chordata; Chondrichthyes; Myliobatiformes; Dasyatidae. Gene Ontology annotation, biological process: protein tetramerization; regulation of MAPK cascade; protein phosphorylation. The record is from RefSeq and is a predicted model, not a curated record. The transcript has 11 exons. Gene Ontology annotation, molecular function: protein serine/threonine kinase activity; ATP binding. Gene Ontology annotation, cellular component: cytoplasm.
CCGCCGCAGCUGGCCGUGGUGACGUCCGGCAGGCCGGCCCGGGUAGUGACCCUGUGCCGGGAGGACGCGGGUUUGAACGGGGGCCGUAGUUACGGCCGAGUCCAACCGUUUGCCCGAUUCAAAUCGCUGCAAUGGAUCCGCCUGCGCCAAAAAGCAAGUUGAAGAAACUGAGUGAAGACAGCCUCACAAAACAGCCUGAAGAAGUUUUUGAUGUAUUGGAAAAGCUUGGUGAAGGGUCGUAUGGUAGUGUUUUUAAAGCAAUACAUAAAGAAUCAGGACAAGUUGUUGCCAUAAAGCAAGUGCCAGUGGAGUCUGAUUUACAGGAAAUUAUUAAGGAAAUUUCAAUAAUGCAACAAUGUGACAGUGCAUAUGUAGUGAAUUACUAUGGCAGCUAUUUUAAAAAUACGGAUCUCUGGAUAGUUAUGGAAUAUUGUGGGGCUGGUUCUGUGUCUGAUAUUAUCCGACUACGAAACAAAACACUAACUGAAGAUGAAAUAGCAACAAUUCUGAAAUCCACCUUGAAAGGUCUGGAAUAUCUGCACUUCAUGAGAAAAAUCCACCGAGAUAUCAAAGCUGGAAAUAUUCUACUGAAUACUGAGGGCCAUGCAAAGCUGGCGGAUUUUGGUGUUGCAGGUCAGCUGACAGACACAAUGGCAAAACGCAACACUGUGAUAGGAACACCAUUUUGGAUGGCACCAGAAGUGAUCCAAGAAAUCGGCUACAAUUGUGUUGCAGACAUUUGGUCUUUGGGGAUCACUGCAAUUGAAAUGGCUGAAGGCAAGCCGCCCUAUGCAGACAUUCAUCCAAUGAGGGCUAUUUUUAUGAUUCCCACCAACCCACCACCAACAUUCCGGAAGCCAGAACUUUGGUCAGAUGAGUUCACGGAUUUUGUAAAGAAGUGUCUAGUGAAGAAUCCAGAGCAAAGAACAACUGCCACACAGCUAUUACAGCACCCUUUCAUUAAAAAUGCCAAAUCUGUGUCAAUUCUGAGAGAUUUAAUCAGUGAAGCCAUGGAAAUCAAAGCUAAAAGACAUCAAGAGCAGCAAAGGGAACUUGAAGAUGAUGAUGAAAAUUCAGAUGAAGAUGAAGUUGAUAACUACACCAUGGUGAAAACUAGCCAUGCAACCACAAAUACAAUGAGGGCAACCAGUACCAUGAGUGAAGGUGCACAAACAAUGAUCGAGCACAACAGUACCAUGUUGGAAUCAGAUUUGGGGACCAUGGUAAUUAACAGUGAUGAUGAGGAUGGAACCAUGAAAAGGAAUGAUGCUUCAGAACAACUGCAAAGACCAGCAUUUAUGGAUUAUUUUGACAAGCAGGAGAAAAGUACUAAGCGUCUUGGGAAUUGUGACCAAAAUCUGCAAGAGCCUUUCCAUAAGUCAAGAAAUCCUUUCCCUGAUAACUGGAAGGUUCCACAAGAUGGGGACUUUGAUUUUCUGAAAAAUCUGAGCUUUGAAGAACUACAGAUGCGAUUGAGUGCACUGGAUCCAAUGAUGGAGCGAGAAAUUGAGGAACUGCGUCAAAGAUAUCAGGCUAAACGACAGCCCAUUCUAGAUGCCAUGGAUGCAAAGAAACGGAGACAGCAGAACUUCUAGUCGAACUUCUUAUCCAUCUAAACCUACCCACACUAUCCAGGGUAGUAUGCCUUUAUCUAUAAAAUGUAGUGUCAGAACAGUAACAGCAAAAGUAAUUAAACACUGGUCGAAUAACAUUAAUUAUAAUCUGCAAUCUUUCCUACAGGCAAUGAAGCAAACAGUUUUAACAGCAAUGUAUUGUUCAUUUCUUGGCAACUUUUGUUUCAUCACAGCUUCAUACCAUGUAAUGAAACUAUAAUUCAGUUUGAAACAUGCUGUGUUGAGUGAGGCAACAUUAACAAUCUGGAGUGUCCUUAAUGUGGUGAAACAUCCAAGCAGCUUUGCAGAAAUGUUACCCCACUAAAUUUGAUUCUGAAAAAGAACUUCAGGAGAUCCUAGGGCAGAGGACCAAAACCUUGGGGAAGUGGUUGGUUUUAAGGAAUGUCUGAAGAGCAGCCAUUGAGCAGCCAGGCUUAAGGAAGGAGUUCCAGAGCUCAGGACUUUAGCAGUUGAAGGCACAGCCAUAGUUAGUGGUGAGAGUAAACUUUGAAAUGCUCAUUAGUCCAGAUUAGAGAAACAUGCAGCAUCCUGUCCAGAAAAUAUAUCACCAUUCUUUCAUUGUAACUGGGUCUAAGUUAUGACACACAUUGGCCAAUAGCACAGCAAAUGAAUGCUUCACAAGAAGGCUUGCAGUGUAUCAAUAGGCACCUUACCAACUCCACCUCCAGCUGGAGAGCCAGUACAAUGGGGAAUAAAUGAUAGCAGUGACCACAUGUUGUAAGCUCAUUUAAAAAUAGUUUGGCUCCUCAAAUCAAACUAUACCCAAUGUCUGUCAGGAUUUACACUAUAAUUAUUCUUGACAAGGAAAUACUGGCCAGUUCUUUUUAUACUUCCCUGAUGCACAAUAAGCUGAAGCAACUGCCACCUUGUUAGUUGCCUUCAAGACUGCCAAUGGCAACUCUGAAGUGUCCAAAUGUAUACUUGUAUACUUGUGGCAGUGGACAAGAACUACAAAGCAACUUUAAAACUUCUGCCUCUAGACAUCUGGAAGACUUUCAUGGGAAAUACCUCAUAGCAAAGGCAGAUAUCAGUAAUUGAAUUUACCACUGCCUUCAGUGCACAGCAAAGGAAAAGGGCAUUUAAAGAUCCAGAUCACAAACUUUGCCACAAAACCCAUGGUCUCCCAGGCAGGAAUGAUCCUGAUAUAAGAACCACAAGUCCCUUUUGCAUGAGCUAUAUUCUGGACCCAUGCAGGUAAAAAUUGUGUUUUACCAUGCAGGUAAAAAUACAAUGUGUUGGUAUGCAUCUUCAGAUACAGAUGGUAUCUGUAUGCCUAAUGAAGUGAUGCUUUUCCUUCAGUGGCCCAGAGGCAAAUCAUCCUUUAGAAAUGGUCCUGAAGAUAACUUGUGCCAGUUGUUUGUAUAAGUACAGAGAUUUAGGUCUGCUACUGGCAUUUGUAUGGUGAUAAAAUAAACACAUUGUUCCUGCUGUAGCUUGGUAGCCCUGUUCUAUGGUAUAAUGAUGCACUGGAAAACUUAUUUGUGGAAUUUGUUUUUGACCACAAAUUCUUCAACACUAAUUAAUGUACAGAAAUUGAUUUCAUCAAGAACUACCACUGAUUUUAUACAGGAUGAACGUGAAUGCCUCAUUGCCUGUGAAAGUGUUCAUCAGCCAGAAUGCCAGAGUGCACAUAACCGUGAUAAAGAUUGUAGUUAAUUUAUUUCAAUGUAAAUACUGAUUUUAUUGAUGCAUACAAGGAUUUAAUGGUAUCAGCAGGUAUCGGUUUUAUAUUUGCUUCUGUUCUACCAUGAUGCCAACAGAAAGUGUCUAUUUUCUAAAUGAUUACUUCCAUGCUCAACUAAGUACGGUGCUGCAGGCUGCAUGUACUGUAGGUUCAUGAAAGAAGCUUCCAGUGUUGCAAAUGCCCCAAAGAAACACAUUAUUUAUUGUAUUCCAGCAAAACUCUGCUAAUUUUUCUUGCUAAGUAUUUUCAUAGAUGUUGAUGACCUCAUGGUUGGUGGUGACAUUUGAAAAUGAUGUUCUGCAAGGCUUUCUUUUUACCCCAAACCACCUUACAUGAACAAAACAUGACUGCAUCCCCUUCUCACUUAAAAUUCUGACUCCCACUUGAGAACUGGACCUUGUUCAGUUAAGCUCAUUUAUAACUGCUGUAAAUUAAAGAGCUCAGAAGUUAUUGUGCAUCUGUGUUUAAUUUGUUAUACACGUUAUUCAUCCAGUCCCAACACAAAGCAUCAUUUGCUGGGGGUGGGGGGAGGGGCAUUGGAUAUGUAAUACCUUAACUCAAUUCAGUGUGACUUAAUGGACUUUUUAUGAUAUUGGAAAUGAAACAAUGACUCCUGAGGUGCAAUACUCUGCUCGGCAGCUACUGUUUAUAUUGUUCUGUAUAUGAACUCAAAGCAUGAUCUUGCUAAAGGAGAAAUUUAAAUGACUCUGGUAGAUAACAGGGGUGACAUUCAUUCGUCAGUUGUCAACUUAGAUUAAUGUUGGAAUAUCUUUAAAAAUAGCUAAGUUGCCCUCUAUACUGUGUUGACAUUAGAAUCUGUAGUAUUUAAAAUGUUUUGUACUUACAAGUGAACUUCUGUAUGGUAAUUUGUUCAAUCAAGACACUGAUGAUAAGCAAUUGAUUGACGGCUCUAUGCAAGAUGUCUAAACUGACCCAAUUACCCCACUCUUAUUUCUCUUUUAAAAUGGGGAAGUCUUUUGCUAAUUGAGUUCAUCCUUCCUCCCUACAGAGUAAUCACAACGGUCAAAGUCUUCCUUUUCAUAUUUAACUGUAGCCCUGCAACUUGUUCUCUCUCAUGAAUCAUUUACAGUAGGGGUAGUUUAUGCCAGUUAACUUAGCCUUGGGAUGCAGCAGGAGAUAAGAGUACUAGGGUGGGAGAGUUGGGACCAUUCAUUCAUGGGGAGACCAUGCAGACAACACCCACGAUCAGGACAGAAGGAGCUGUGAGGCAGUAUGCCAACUGCUGCAUUAUUGUGCAUGGUGAGACAGUUUCACUGAGCAACUGCACCAUGCCAUACCAUACUCUUUGAUCACGACUGAUUCUUCUUCCAGCACAUUUAGGGUCUGACAGUGUAUUCAAACACUUUUAGUUAAAUCUGGAGUAAAAACCUCUCAUGUAAGUAGGAGUGUUGUGCCUUGACAGAAAAGGGGAUUGGUGUGGACAGUACUCAAUGAAUUACCAGAAAUGGAUGCUUCUAUUUGUACUCAAGGAAAAGUGGAAUGUGUAUAUACUGUCUUAUAAGUAAUUUAUUAUUCUAGUAAUUAAAAGCAGAUUAUGGUUUAAAUCUUUAAAUCUCUAUCCAUCUAAAAACUUAAAUAAUGACUGGAUUCCAAAAAUCACUGCAAGUUGCCAAAUUGGAAUAGUUUCAGUGCCUUUUAAAUAUAUUCACUUGAUUAAUGUGAACAUUUCAAGUUAGAAUGAGUUGUGAGAUGCUGCUCAAAUUCUUGCUCUUGUAACAGGACAUGCACUGAACAAAUACGAGUUUAUCCUCUAUUUCCUUAAGUAAACCUUUGUGUGCAUACUCAACAGGAAAAGCCACACUGGAAGAAGUAAUGAUUCACUGUAAUCAGUCUACAGUGGAUUAUAUGGAGGUUAAGGCUUAGCUUGCAUAAAGCCCUGUCUGCUUUAUUUAACUAUGUCUCACAAGGCAAUAUUAGCAAUAACAGGUGACAGUCUUAUCCUACAGUAAUAGUGUUCCAGUGUAGUGGUCUCAAUAUGUGUUAAACUUGGAGAUUUGAAAGAUUUUACUCCACAUAAACUUUUGAAGACCAUUAUUAAGCUCUGUUUGCAUUCAAAAUAAUAUUUUCUUCAAGACUGAAGUUUUGCCCAUGUGACUGUACUAUGGUUUUCUGGGGGUUUUUUUUGGAAAUGUGCUGCUUUCUUAUGAACACCAAUAAUAAAUGAAGAUCAGGUGGAUGUGUAAUCCUUUUAACUAUAGUAUCAUGGUGGAACUUUUAGAGAUAGUGAGGAAGUAAUCAUGAGCAGUUGACAUUGUGUAUUGCAGUGUUUAACUGUUGAUGUAUGCUGAGAUUCUUUGCUUAAAGGAGAGUUGACUUAACAUGUGCCAAACAAGAAUGGUAGGAAAGGAAAAUAAAGUAAGGUGUGAAGAGGUUGUGUAAAGCGUAACUGCCACUCUGCUCUAAAUUUAAUGUAAGUACUUUCAUUUCUAUAAAACUGAUAACCAUCUCAAUGAAGAAUUAAUUAUAUCAGUUGUACAUUGAUGCUAGUCUAAAACUGCCUGAUUCUUGGUAAAUCCUUGAGAAAAUAUUAAAUUAUUAAUCAGUAAUUCAAACAGCAUUUAUAGAGCAUUAUCAUCUCAGUAAAACUUCCCAAAAGAGCUUCACAGAAGCAUAACCAAAAAGAGUUGUGUUGGCAAGAAACAGAAGCUCUGCUGGCAAUAAAGCAGCUCUUGUGUUGGCAGCAGCAUAACUCCUGUCCACACACACUCUACUUCAGGGCUAUCUGUUCUGCUUUCCUCAGACUUACAACAGCUGGAGUGUAAACUAUAAUGGAGGGUAACUUGCAUUCCAAAUACAGCACCUCAAAUGAAUGCAGAUAUUUAGAGGUCCAAAUGGGGAGAAUAUUACUUGUUCCAACAUCUGCAUAUUUAGAGUUAAUUUCUCCCAGUGCUGGUGUGUUUCUCUCAGUGCAUGAGAAUUUUAUAACUCAACUUGCUUUAAACAAAUUAUGGCCUUUUGUCACCACUUUUCAGCAACUCCUACUGACUUGAAUUGGUAAGUGAUGUUGUUAACCUUACUUUGACUUGUAGGAUUAUUUACAAUUUUAAUCUUUGGGUAUAGCUGGUUGUUGUUAACAAGAAAAUCUAUAUAUUUUGAAUUUCAUAUGUUCAUUUUCUUAACGUGAAACACUAACUUAUUUUAUGAUGUGCCUUUUGCUAUAUCCCACAAUAAAGAAAGUUACUAUCUAUAG